Molecule: messenger RNA, 951 nt
Organism: Naumovozyma castellii
Lineage: Eukaryota; Fungi; Ascomycota; Saccharomycetes; Saccharomycetales; Saccharomycetaceae
Gene: MTD1
Product: methylenetetrahydrofolate dehydrogenase (NAD(+))
Exons: 1
Coding region: 1-951 (316 amino acids)
Source: RefSeq, a predicted model, not a curated record
AUGAAACCGGGACGUACCAUCUUAGCAUCCACGAUAUCCAAGCCAUACACUGAAGAAAUUGAGAAAAAAGUGGAACAAUUGAGGCCCAUUAGGCCACAGGGACCAUUGUUAGUUGGAUUCCUGGCUAAUGAGGAUCCUGCUGCCAAGAUGUAUGCUACAUGGACGCAACGUACUUGUGAAUCUUUGGGAAUCCGCUACGAAUUGAGAGAAUUGGAGGAUCGUGACUUCCUGGAGGAAGCUAUUUUACAGGCUAAUAGAGAUGACUCUAUCGAUGGGAUAAUGAUCUAUUUUCCCGUAUUUAAUAACGCACAGGACCAAUAUUUGCAACAGUGUGUCUCAAAGGAGAAGGACGUGGAAGGGUUGAACCACGUGUAUUACCAGAAUCUGUAUCAUAAUGUCAGAUUCUUGGAUGAUGAACAAAAAUUGAAAUCUAUCCUACCUUGUACUCCUCUAGCAGUGGUAAAGAUCCUAGAGUACUUACAAGUGUAUAAUAGGUUGCUUCCUGAUGGGAACCACUUGUACGGAAAGAAAUGUGUCGUGGUGAAUAGAUCAGAAAUCGUCGGCAGACCCCUGGCUGCAUUGUUGGCCAAUGACGGUGCUACUGUAUAUUCUGUCGACAUUAAUAAUAUUCAAAAAUUUACUCGUGGUGAAGGUUUGAAGUUCACAAGACAUCAUGUCGAAGACUUGGGUGAUUAUUCAGAGGAAUUAUUGAAAAAAUGUUGUCAAGAGGCAGACGUUAUUAUCACUGGGGUACCCAAUGAAACUUAUAAAUUUCCCACUGAAUAUGUCAAAGAGGGAGCCACUUGUAUUAACUUCUCCUCAUUCAAGAAUUUUGAUGAUUCCGUUAAGGAAAGGGCAUCCUUGUAUGUUCCAAUGACCGGAAAGGUUACCAUCUCUAUGCUCUUAAGGAAUAUGCUAAGAUUAGUUGAAAAUAGGGAAGCAUUAAAAUAA